GAACACAACCAAAACAAACCUCGCUCGCCUCUACCUCCGCCGUUUGUCAACAGAUCAUAUGCAAAGGAAACCUGAGAGCAACCCCUGAAAGGCAGCAGGGAAUCCCGGAGCCUUUGUGCUUCCCCAGCCUGUGUUUAUGCUGAACGUGGUUUGUCUGAGCAAGGAAUGGAGAAACCUAUCUGAAGAAGACCCAACCUGACCUCUUACCCAAAUUCAUCCUUCUGAAGACUCUGGCUUUGCUGCUGCAUCCUUUUCAGGAUGGCCGAAAAGGCUACCCCAGGAAUGAACAAAAAGUCUUCAAGGUCUACUCAGUCCCUUCCACCAGAACCAGUGGAGAUAAUCAGGAGCAAAGCAUGUUCAAGGAGAGUCAAAAUCAAUGUAGGUGGGCUUAACCAUGAAGUUCUAUGGAGGACUUUAGAUAGACUUCCACGGACACGAUUAGGGAAGCUCAGAGACUGCAAUACUAAUGAAACUUUACUAGAAGUAUGUGAUGACUAUAAUCUCAAUGAGAAUGAAUAUUUCUUCGAUCGACACCCUGGUGCUUUCACCUCCAUUUUGAAUUUCUACAGGACGGGGAAGCUCCACAUGAUGGAGGAAAUGUGUGCCCUCUCUUUUGGCCAAGAGCUAGAUUACUGGGGGAUUGAUGAAAUCUAUUUAGAGUCUUGUUGCCAGGCGAGAUACCAUCAGAAGAAAGAGCAAAUGAAUGAAGAACUAAGGAGAGAGGCAGAGACAAUGAGAGAAAGGGAAGGGGAAGAGUUUGAUAAUACCUGCUGUCCAGAUAAAAGGAAAAAACUCUGGGACUUGCUGGAAAAACCCAACUCCUCAGUGGCUGCAAAGAUUUUGGCCAUCGUGUCCAUUUUGUUCAUUGUGCUGUCGACCAUUGCUUUAUCACUCAACACCCUACCUGAGCUUCAAGUAAUUGAUGAAUUUGGACAACUGAAUGACAACCCCCAACUAGCACAUGUAGAAGCUGUGUGUAUAGCUUGGUUUACUAUGGAGUACCUUUUGCGUUUUCUGUCAUCUCCAAAUAAGUGGAAAUUCUUCAAAGGUCCUUUAAAUGUGAUUGACUUGCUGGCCAUUUUGCCAUAUUAUGUCACGAUUUUUCUCACAGAGUCCAACAAAAGUGUGCUGCAGUUCCAAAAUGUCCGUCGUGUGGUUCAGAUAUUCAGAAUCAUGAGGAUACUAAGGAUCCUUAAACUUGCCAGACAUUCUACAGGCCUUCAGUCUUUAGGAUUUACCCUCCGGAGGAGUUACAAUGAAUUAGGUUUACUGAUAUUAUUUUUAGCAAUGGGAAUUAUGAUAUUUUCCAGCCUUGUAUUUUUUGCUGAGAAGGAUGAAGAUGCUACAAAAUUUACCAGUAUCCCUGCAUCAUUUUGGUGGGCCACUAUCACUAUGACUACUGUAGGUUAUGGUGAUAUUUAUCCUAAAACUUUACUAGGUAAAAUUGUUGGAGGCUUGUGCUGUAUUGCUGGAGUUCUAGUAAUAGCCCUACCCAUUCCCAUUAUAGUAAACAAUUUCUCAGAAUUUUACAAGGAGCAAAAACGGCAGGAGAAAGCUAUUAAAAGAAGGGAGGCACUUGAGCGAGCAAAAAGAAAUGGAAGCAUUGUUUCAAUGAAUCUAAAAGAUGCAUUUGCUCGCAGCAUGGAACUGAUUGAUGUAGCUGUAGAUUCCGGUAAGACUGAAGAACCAGCCAAUUCGAAAGAGACUCCUGAUGAUAACCACCUAUCUCCAAGUCGGUGGAAAUGGGCCAGAAGGACAAUGUCUGAGACAAGCUCUAAUAAGUCCUUAGAGAACAAAUACCAGGAAGUGAGCCAGCAAGAUUCCCAUGAACAACUAAACAACACUGCAGCAACCUCCAGCCCCCAACACUUGAGUGCUCAGAAACUUGAAAUGUUAUAUAAUGAAAUUACUAAAACUCAGUCUCAGCCAAAUCUUAAUGCCACUUACCAAGACCCAUCAGCAAAGCCUCCCCUGUAUGAGGAGGAAAUAGAAAUGGAAGAGGUUGUUGGAAAGGGAGAACCAUCAACAUCUGGUCCCAGAGAUAUUGUAACUGACAUGAGAAGUACUUCUAGCAUUGACAGCUUUGCAAGCUGUGCCACCGAUUUCACCGAGACAGACCGGUCCCCACUUCCUCCAUAUACCAGCUCUCACCUGCAACUGAGGUUCCCGGUGGAGUCUGCCAGUUUAGAAGACCAAAGAGCAAAGAGUUCUCAGUUUUUCUCACACUCAAGAGAUAAAAUGUUUGCCCCCAGAGACAUCACCUUUGAGUACUGCCCAGUUGAUGCCACCAUGAACAUUGACAACACGGGCUCCCAGUCUCUGCUUCAUAGUCAUUUGCACUUCGAAAGUGCUAUGGAAAGUCCCAAAAGUUCUCUGAAAGGAAGCAAUCCGUUAAAGUCUAGGUCUCUUAAAGUUAAUUUUAAGGAAAGCAGAGGCAGUGCUCCACAAACACCACCAAGCACUGCCAGGCCAUUGCCAGUAACAGCAGCGGGGGACUUCAUGCAAUCCACCCCUCAGCAUAUCAGCACCAUUCUCUUAGAAGAGAAUUCACCCCAAGGGGAAAGACCCUUGCUUGGCGCCGAUGCACCCGUAGUUUGCCAGGGAAUUUCAAAAAAAUCCUCCCCUCUGUUUCCAAAACAAAAGCUUUUUACUUUCCCUCCAAAAGAGAGGAGAAGCUUCACUGAAAUAGAUACUGGAGAUGAAGAUGACUUCAUGGAGAUUCCUGGCAUAAAACAUGACAAGCAACAGGAUAUCAAGACAAACUGCUUUGGGGAUAAACACAAAGAUGGCAAUCAUUUAGCAGAAGAGCCUCACAUCAGCUCUUCUUCACCCAAAAGCUUGGGUCACAACUGUACUCAAGACAUUUAUCAUGUUGGGGGGGAAGUGAAAGUGGACAGUACGCAAGAAGGUCACAAAAUGGAAAACCACUUGUUUCCCCCUGAAAUCCAUACAAAUCCUGGAGACACUGGUUAUUGUCCUACACGAGAAACCAGCAUGUGACUAGUUAAUAGAGCAAUAAUUACAAAAACUCAUUUCUUAAAACCACAGUUAGUUAUCCCUAUGAACUAAAACAUGGGAAGCCUCAAAAGUACAUAAAAUGUUAUUUUUGCAUGGCAUGAAGACUUGUUUAGUUUAAGUACUGUUUAAUUUAAAAGUGGAAAUCUGCUUUUUUGUAACAAAUAAAAUCAGGAAAAAAAUGAUGCAAGAACAGUAAGUAAAAUAAAGAGCUCUUUUAGGAGCCCAUCUUCUGCAAUGUCUGACAUUUUUGAUCCUUUCACUUAUGAUUGUAGAUAAGUUUUUAAAAACUCUUAACUUUUUUUUCUUGGUUAUAAUGAAUUUUUGAAUUUGCACAUGAAAGGACAAAAUGUCAAUGCAUGUGUUCUAAUGGUGUGAAACAAGGUGCUUUGAGCCUGCAAAAUGCAUAAUUUGUAAAUAGUUUGGGUUUGGGGGGAGAUCUACAGUUAUCAAGAAUCUGUGGAAAAUAUGUUUCCUGGGACACAGGUACUUCCUUCACAGCCUGCUGCCUGGAGGAUUUGUACAGACUUAUGUUGCAAAAUUGCAACUUCUUAAAGCAACUCACCUAUCUUGCUUUCUAUUUAAAAGCUCAUAAAGUAUAAGCUGUUGGUUUUUAAGUAAGUUACAGUGUUCUACAUUUAUUUGUGAAGUAAAUCAUAGUUCCAAUAUUUUGAUUUGCAUAGACUUCACUGAUGCACUUGUAUUUUUGAAUAAAUUUUUGUUAAGAUUGUGCAGGAUUUAAUGACCAGAAAUUGAAAAGUUGCUCUAAAACCUGCCAAAAUCAAAACAAAGACAAGACACCAUUAUGUCAUAUAACAACAUUGUUUCUGUGGCAAUAAAAUGUGCCAAAUGGCCAUCAAAAGUGAUUAUUUUAUAUUAAAGUUUAACAUUUUAUAUUACA
Molecule: messenger RNA, 3916 nt
Organism: Hemicordylus capensis (graceful crag lizard)
Lineage: Eukaryota; Metazoa; Chordata; Lepidosauria; Squamata; Cordylidae
Gene: KCNB2
Product: potassium voltage-gated channel subfamily B member 2
Exons: 3
Coding region: 259-3000 (913 amino acids)
Biological process (GO): protein homooligomerization; potassium ion transmembrane transport
Cellular component (GO): voltage-gated potassium channel complex; membrane
Molecular function (GO): delayed rectifier potassium channel activity; protein binding
Source: RefSeq, a predicted model, not a curated record